CCGCCGGGCAACACAGGCGCACCGCGACUCACACACGGCGCACACAGCGAAGCGACGGCACGCCAUAUUGAAUAUCGGUCCACUCGUUAGCCACCGCCGGAGUGCAGCGCGAGUUUUUCGGUUUUUCUGGUGCGCGGCGCGCGUCGUGCACACGAGAUUCGCACACCGGAUAAAAAAAACCAACAACCACGCGCGUGUGAUUACCGCGUGCGGGGUGCGUGUGCGAGCAACGAGUGCCGCCGGAGUGCGUGAUGUGGCUGUAGUGCGGCGGCGGAGUCGGACUCUUCGGCGCGCGCGUGUGCAUCUUUUUCGCUGCUGCUCGGAAGUUGAACCGGUGAAAUUCACUCGGAGUGUUUUAAUUAGUGCAUCGCGCGACGCGACGCUGCCAGUAGUCGGGUCGGAAUCGCAACGCAUCGUCCAGCGUCACAAAAGUCACGAUCGACAAAAGUGGCGAAAUAGUUAUCGAGUGGAUUUUUGGUGAAAACUGAAAAGUUCGUUGGUGCGCGGUGAGUGGUGAGCCGUCCGGCGCUCAUGCAUGUGUACGUGUACACGCGAGAUAAUCGAUUUGUCAACGCGGCCGCGGCCGACGAUCGCACGCUAAUCGCCCUGCCGGCGGUGCAAUCGUAAUCGCCACCAGGAAACAAUCAUAGCUUGUCCAUCAGCCCAUUGACGACGCCGAACCGCCGAAGGGGUGAUUUUCUUCUCAAUGGAGAAGAUGGAAGUUGAUGAGGUCGUGGUCGAUUUGAGUGUUAGUGCCCCACGGCCGCCGACGAUACCGAUACCGCCUUCGAUUACGAUCGAGCCUAGUUAUCCGUCUCUGCACGUGAAUAAUUCGAGCAGUGGAGGAAGUGGUGGCGGAAGUGUCGGAAUUGGGCUUGGUGCGAGCACGACUACCGCGACGAUUACGAAUAAUCGACGUGUGCUACGCCCGCGACUAGAGCGCAGCUACGUGGAGAGUCCCGACGUGCUCAUCAACGGGUCUCUGGAUAAGGAGAAACCGCGCACGAACGGGAACGCUGCUGGUGGUUACAGUAGUGAUUCGAGUGAGGGCGAAAUGCCGCCACUUGCUCCUAUAAAGGAGCUUAGUCCUUCUGAACUUCGUCAGAGGGAAAGAGGUUUGCGAAGAUUGCGUGAAGAACUUCGUGCAGAAGAAAUGAAAUUGGUGCUGCUAAAGAAACUGAAGCAGUCACAGGCGUUGAAGGAGAAUGUCGCCGUCCUGCCGCCGAGCAUACCGCAGUCGGCACUACCGCCAACUGGCUUGCCCAGUGGUCUGAGCAUCACGCCGACGACGGUGAAGGUGCCCAGUAAGACGCAGGUGCCGCAGGCGGCGCACACGCGCCCUACCACUGGCAGCGCGCACAAGCCGGGACAGAUGAAUGCAAGCGGUGUGCGAGGUCAACCGCCGCAGUUGUCUAGACCUGGUUUGCACGGCACGACGAUAUCCAAUUCGCCGGUGAGCAGUCGUGGAACGAACCUCUCGGUGCCGCAGCCGCAGUCACGCAACCUUGGUAGGAGCAGUGGGUUCCCGCCUGGGGUUAAGGACCUGCCACCGUCGGUGACGAUUACGCCAGCGCCACCUCAACCAAGCAAGACGGCUAACAUUGAUGGGAAGAAUGUGGUGGCGAGUCCACUGCCACAUCCUCCCAUUUCCGAGCAGGAUCGAUCAUCUCGACCUGCUGAAGAUAAUCAAACGCCUGCACAGCGGCAACAGGCAGCUAAACUAGCACUAAGGAAACAACUAGAGAAGACAUUACUUCAAAUUCCACCUCCUAAACCUCCACCACCAGAGAUGCACUUUAUUCCGAAUCCGAGCAACACAGAGUUUAUUUACCUCGUGGGCUUGGAGCACGUCGUGGACUUCCUCACCAAGGAGUCGAAGCCGCAAGCACCGAUUGUUCCCUUCAGCUGCUCCCAGUGCAAUUCGGACUUUACGCCUGUGUGGAAGUGGGAGCCAGUUAAAAUUAAGGGCAAAGCUAAAGAACACAAAGUUAUUUGUGAGCAAUGUGUGACGACAAAUGUGAAGAAGGCGCUCAAGCAAGAGCACACGAAUCGGCUGAAGACGGCGUUUGUCAAAGCACUGCAGCAGGAACAAGAAAUCGAACAGAGACUUGCACAGAAUGGAGUGUUUGCAUCAAGCAGUCCAGCCCCGUCGCCGGUGACGCCCGAAGUUGUGGCUGUGCCGAAAGCGGCGACGCCCACGCCCGCCUCGCGGCACGCCGCAACCCCGCCAGCGCCGCCCUCGGCGCAACCUACCCCGCCGCCGGCGCGCAGUUCACAUUCAUCGAAGAGUUCUCGCGCCGAGUCAUCAUCGGCGGCGCAGCAAGCGGAGAACGCCUUUGGUGCUGCCGCCAUGCACGCAUUGCAAAGACAACUUUUACAAACAUUGCAAGCUGGUGGACCAAACGCAGCGCAUAUGCUGCAGUUCAAUCCGCUCUUCUAUCCGUAUCAGCUGGCGAUGGCGCAGGCAGCAAGCGGCAAGGGAACGCCCAACAUGGCCGAUCUGCAGCGCGUCGCCGAUAUCCAGCGGCAGUACCUGCUCGAAAUGAUACCGCCGCCGAGCGGAGGCGGGCAGCGCCACAACUGGAAGACGUGAUGCGACGUCGCCGACGCGAACCGAACCUAAGCCGGACACGCCGUUCAGUGAUACAACCGAUUUUAGUUAACACGUUUAUUUCCACGGAGCUGGGCGCGUAUGCGCGACUUGUCGUCGUCAUCGUCGUUUGCGCCUUCAGUUAGAAAUGCCAAUUUCCUUUAUUUCGUUAUUAUUCAUAAUUAACCUAAUCGCAUUAAGCAUAAAAGAUACCUAUAAUUUUUGGAGUAACUAUUAAUUUUUCGAUUGGACUACGUUCUACGUUUUAAAUAAUGUAUAGAUCUCAACCGUGUGCAGGGGGGCGGAAGGAAAGAAAGAAAGAGAAAAAGCGGUAACAGAAAAUCAAGCCCGAGCGCCAGCAAUCGAGAAACACGCAGUGGUCACUUUAUUUUUAGAAUUGUUUUAGUUUCACUGCCUCGUGCGGUGGUUGCUUGCGCGCAGCGACUGCGCGAAACUAAAGUUAAACAUUUUGAUAAUAACAUAUUGAUUGACGCGAUGCAUACAAGUUGCAAGUGGUGUGUGCAAAGAGAAAUUUCCGUGUGUGACGAGAAAUCACAACUGUAAUGACUUUAAUCGAAUGACGCGCGACGAGAGGAUGUACGGCUUCGUUGUUUUAGUUUUGUUUCUAGUUCGAGUGGAGGAAGCAGAGCAGCUCUCACACGCAGAACACUUGCAUGUAUAUAAAUGUUUUUACGGUGUACAUUAUUUUUACUAAGAGGCGAUGGCUUACUUGAGAUGUGCGGGCAGCGGGAAUGAGGGGGCGUUGAUUGUGUAAAUGCGCGAACGAUUGCGACUUAUUUUCAUUAAGACUUUGUACACACAUUACACACACACACACACAAGUAUUGAAUCGUUUUUGGCAAGCCAGCGACACACGAACGUAACGGUGUGUUGAUUGAAUGACAACACAUAAAUUUUUCGGCCUUAUUACGUCGAUGUCAUCGUGAGAUCGUGAAAAUUUUAACAAUGUACAUAGCACAUUCUACAAAUUUCGUUCAGACGUGUCCCAAAACUAAAUUCGCAAACGCUUAUCGUACGUUACACAUUCUUCUUAAACACACAAACACACACACAUGAAAAACAAGAGUCAAUGUAAUCAUCCACGAAAACAAACAAAUUGAAGUGAAAAAACUAUCAAGAUGUAUUUAUUCCAUCGUAUACUUUGCUUUGAUUAACAUUGUUUUCUUUAUUUAAUCAUCGUAUGGAUUAUGGAUGACUACUACUAGCGUGAGAGGGUCGGGGGAGGUGGAAUUUUUGAGAGCGAGCGAACGAGUACGUUUGUAAAACUUUUGUAACACAAAAUAAUAUGCUCAAUCGAUGUGUCUGUUUCAUUAUGUACCGACUAUUUCAAAUAGUAAAAUUGAUUUUUUGAACUCAA
Dalotia coriaria is the source of this 3968-nucleotide messenger RNA. It is a transcript of the gene simj, whose product is annotated as transcriptional repressor p66-beta simjang. Lineage: Eukaryota; Metazoa; Arthropoda; Insecta; Coleoptera; Staphylinidae. The record is from RefSeq and is a predicted model, not a curated record. Gene Ontology annotation, cellular component: NuRD complex. The transcript is spliced from 11 exons. Bases 707 to 2593 code for a protein of 628 amino acids. Gene Ontology annotation, biological process: negative regulation of transcription by RNA polymerase II.